AUGUCGCCUGUUUUGCGUGUUAGUCACGUUAUUCAAGACAAUUUACUUAAAUACGGUUCUGGACAGAGCAACGCCCUGCAAUACAAUGGAGGAGUCGGAGCGGGACAAUAUACGCAAAUUAAUCAGGCAGGAAAUCAGAAUCAGGCGUCAAAGCGGAAACGAAGAAAUUCUGAUUCCGCAUCAAACUACGUGGAUCGAGUUCGUUUACGAGACCCAAGCAAAUUAUCACUCGGAGCAAAUCCUUGUCGAGGAAGCGGUUGGCGUCAAAAGUCACUCUCAAAUAUCGACUUAACAGCAAGUCACAAGACAAACGGCGUCUUUCGAUAUCGAGAUUUUGAGGGAAUUGGCAUUUGUGAUUUGUAUUCGAAAAAUAGCGGGUGUGCUGAAUACGACGAUUUGUACGGAGUCAAUCCAAAAGCAGGAUCAUUUCAUCAUCAUAACAAUAGUAGCGUCUUGUACGAUCAUCGUGACGAACCAGAAUUAUAUGCGCAUGAAACAGAAGCUUGCAGUUUACGCCGAAGUAGAAGUUUAGCGAUUAUUAGAGAAGAAACUUUUAAUGAUUUGCGAAUUAAAGGCGCAAGAACACGCAGAUCGCAGUUAAUUCCGAGAGCGAGAUUGGUUGAUAGAAAUUUUUUCAAAGAUAGAUUUAACUUCAUUUACGACGGAAGUAUCAGCGGACUUGAUACAUUAACAUCGGAAAAUCAAGAUACCGAAAGUCAGUAUUCAACAACAAAACGACAAAAGAAUCGCAUUCAGCCCCAAUAUCCUUGGCAACAAGAUCGGAGCGACUUGGAAAGUAUCGAUUCGAGUAUUUUCAAGAACUCGCAGCAUCAAAACGGUAUCGAGAGAUCCAACAGUGUUCGUGUCGACAUUCAUAGUACAGAUACUUUGGGCGUUUCGAAGGAUUUGUCAAAGUCACGAACAAAUCUCGACGCUCAUAUCAAACUUUUGGAGCAAAUUUCUCUUCCAUCCGACGAUUUGCAACAUUCAAAGAGAUUUUCCGACGCCAGCGAUUAUUUCAUCAAAGAAGAAGGCGGAAGCGGAAUAACUGUAAUCGAGAUAAAAGGAUCGAAUGUCAGUUUAGCAGCUGAUUGUAACGCAAAAGAACCCAGUGUAAUAUCAUACGACUCGAUUUACCUCUCAAGCGAGAGCAGUGAAGGCAAACAAACGGUAUUCGAAGAUCCGAAUUGUGCGGCGCAUCGUUCUACGGAAUCUGAUUUAAUUGCAAUUAGCAUUGAAGUUUACGACGAUUUGGGACAAGCUCCUUCGAAGUUUGAACAAGCCGAUGAAACGACAAUCGACACACUUUACAGCCAAGUAACAAAACCAAAGAUUAUCGAGACAAUACCAAAGAAACAGCAGCAAAUUCCAUCAUUUGUACGUUCUUUAGCUAUUCGAGAAAACUCUGAAACGCAAUAUAGUUCAUUACCGAGUGCAGAAAUCGAUAAUAUCCUUCGCAAAUCUGAACGUAUCGAUGCAAAAUUAAGAUUUUCGUAUCAAGAACACAAUAAUAAUCCGUUUUUGGAAGAACCUUUACCCGAUUACGACACAGUUCAACGUCCUCAACAAGCUUUGCCGACAAUUCCGGGCUCAGGGCCGUCAUCCAUUGAAGAAAGUGACAAGGGAGCUCCUUCCAUUGAGCUUAUAAAGUGCUCAACGAAAGAUUUCGAGGCAGAACAAAAGGAAUCUACGAAAGUUUUCAUCAAAGAACUCGGGCUUGAAUGCGAUUACGAGAAUUCUAUUGUUGGUUUAAGUGAUCCUGACUCGGAUAUUGCUUCAAUAGACCCUCCGCCAUCUGUAACUUUAGGCGGAAAGAAAGUAAUUGUCGACGAAGUUGCAGCAAAAGCUAUAAAACGCAGCGAAAGUGACGUCACAAAGCAAUUAAAGUCAAAAGAAGUAUCAGCAGAGAACAUUUACGACGAAGUAAUCAACGUUCAAGAAGACUCAAAACACACUUUUCGUCCCAUUGAGGUUUUCAAAUCGACAUAUUCAAAUUCAAAUAGUGACAAAACACCUGAAAAAGAAGAAAAUCUCGACGACAAACCGAUAACCGUUAUAAAAGUUACAACUUUUGAUCGUCGUGAUCCCGUAAUAGCUCGUGACGCGCAAAAGGCAAAUGUUAUCAAGUUAGCAACGUUUUCAUCUCUCAUCAAAGACGCUGCCGAAAAAAUGCCUCGUCCGCAAUUACUGCAAAUUGUCGACUCAAAAUCAUCAAAAGUCGCACAAAAUAUCGCAAAUCAACCAAAUUCAUCAGAAUCGAAAGCUGAAUUUUUGCAUCGUGUCAAUUCCGUUCACACAUAUUGGUCAAAAAUUUUAGAGGAAGUUCAAAAUUCAGACGAUUUGAAAUCCGUGUCAGAAGAAACCAGUUCAGUUCGUGACGAUUCAAGUCGUCGUACGAGCAUCGAAAGUUCGCAAAACUCGUCGAGUUAUUUUACGGCAAAAACUCAUCUUUCUCACACGGAUUCGGGGAAUGAAUUUCAAAGUUUUUGUCCUUCAGUUGAAAUUGUCGAGCUCGAUGGACAGAAAAAAGCUGCAAUUGUCAAAGCAAAAAAUUUCGACGAAGUAGAUUUUGAUCAUGUACGUUAUCGUGUCAUUAAAUCCGAUGUCUUCCAAAAACGUAUGAUCAUCAAUAAUCGCAAAGAAGCACAAUUUGACGGGCUUUUGCAAUAUUUGCAAGAUUACAGUUUCCAAGAGUUAUUGGCGAACAACAAUGUUGUCAUAAUUGAACCUGUUCGCACAAAAAUCGAAAAACCUUCGGAAAAGAAGCCUCUUGAACAUUCAAUUCAUUGCAAAAUUACAGGAGGCGCCGGCGGACACAAGAAAAAUGCAUUAAAACAAAAUUUCUUCUACCAUCCAAUUCGCGUGAACAAAGAACUUUUGGAUGAAGAGCUGCCGAGUCCUGAUACCGUGAGAAAUGUUCGAAGCAUGUUUGAGCAUCGAUUCGGACUUGGAGCGACAAAACGUAAUUCUUCAACUGUAGAUGACUCGAAAAUUAACACAAGAAAUACAGAUACGUUGCGGAAAAAGGCACUUCGAUAUCUGUCAAUUGAUCAAAAUACGUUCAAUAAUAAUAAUGACGCGCGAAAAUGGGAUUCCGCAAGUUUAAGCAGCGGCGUAAGUAGCGGAGAUUUGAGUUCGCCAUGCGAAUGUAAUGAAAAUCCGCGCGACGAUGGGCAUCAAAUGUAUGCAAGUGCGGAGAAUUUGUGUCAUUCGAACGCAAAUGGAGACGAAGAUGGCGAUGAAUUCGAGUCGCAUUACGUUAGUCAAGAUAUUUUAGAGAAAAUUCGAGAGCGCGGAGAGACAAUAACGUAUUACGGAGGUCGCGUGAUGAACAAAAAGAAUGGAAAAGUGAGUGCAAUGACGAAAGCGAUCAUGAACGAGAUUAACAAUCAUCAAAACUCGGUAUUUAAGAAGCAUCCAAAAGAUCAAGAAUAUUUGGGGAUGAAGUUCAAACUGAUCAAAUCGAAUAGUUGUAGUAGUAGAUUGGAGCUUGCAGGUACAGGAAAGUUGCCUCCCGAUUUGGAACAUCAAAAUCGUUGGAUGUCUCCGUCGCCGGAAGCUGUUGCCGAAGAAAAUGAAGAAGAUUUGGAGCAAGAAGAACAAGAAGAGCCUAAAGUCGAACGUCAAUUAACGCCAGAAGAGGAGGUUGAAGAAACAGUUCGCGAUAUCGUGUCAAAAUUAGAACACAAGUCGAGCAUCAAUAGUCACGUAAAUCGACCACGCAUCGUCGAAUUCCAUCCCAAAGUAAAAGUAGUAAAUAGCAACAACAGCACCUCGUCUGUCACAAUCAACAAUCAGCCAAUAGAACAUCAUACCGCCAUAAAACAACGCAGCAAUCAAUCAAACAACACACAAACGACAACAAAGGAACCUGUUGAACAGCCAAAAAUCGAUAAAACCGACGUCAUCACGGUAAACAAUCACAUCACAAGCGAACCUUCGCAACGUCUCCAACAACGUAUCGACGAAGCAUCAGCACGUGCGAGCAAAAUUUGUCGCAACAAAGACGUAGAUUUGGCAUUUUCGAGCCAUGCUCCGCUCAAAACGACAUCAAGUCUCGUAACGUGCGAAAAGAAACCUUUGGAAAAAACAUUUUCCGUCGAUUUCAAACAACGCCAACAAAUCCCCGAUGAACUCGAUACGACGCCAACGCAACUAAUGAAAAACUAUCAUCACACGUUGUCGUCGACGAAAAACAAUGGCAACAACGAAAAGGAAUACGAUUCAUUGGAUGACGACAAUGAGAACAACAGCACCGACGAAGACGAAGAUAGCGACACUCUUGUGUACAAAAUUUCCGACAACAGUGACAAAUCACAACAUUCAUCAAGCACGAAAUCAUCUGUGAAUGAAAAUAAAUCACCAAAAGUGGAAUUCACAGCUGGAUAUAUGGAAAUUCGAUUAUUUCGAGAGUGACUCAUCUUUGAAACACUUUCAGCAAGAAAAAAAAAAUACGGAAAUCAGGACAUAUGAAUAUUUCAUGAACAG
Molecule: messenger RNA, 4488 nt
Organism: Culicoides brevitarsis
Lineage: Eukaryota; Metazoa; Arthropoda; Insecta; Diptera; Ceratopogonidae
Product: protein javelin
Source: RefSeq, a predicted model, not a curated record